This is a messenger RNA of Parasteatoda tepidariorum (common house spider), 7171 nucleotides long. Its product is annotated as terminal uridylyltransferase 4. The record is from RefSeq and is a predicted model, not a curated record. Gene Ontology annotation, molecular function: RNA uridylyltransferase activity. Lineage: Eukaryota; Metazoa; Arthropoda; Arachnida; Araneae; Theridiidae.
CAUGAUUAUUUAUUGACAAGAUUUUUGUGUGUUUUGGAGUAAUGUGAAAACUCGGAUAUACCUUGCGAAAAGGGUAUCUUUUAUGUUGAAGAUUUGUGCUACUUUUACGAGACAAAAUCGUGUGUAAUAAAAUGUGCAUGUGAGCUGAUGCAACGUUUGUUAGUUGGUGAAUCUUUACUGUUUCUGGUAGUGAUAUGAAAUAAAUAAAUGAAUUUGCCAAUGAAAUGAACUUACUCGACUCUGUGUGUGUGUGUGUGUUUUUUUCCAUGAUUGUUUUAUCAAUCGCCACAGAUCGUUGUGUCUUCGACAUGUAGGAUAAUAGUGUUACAACAUGGAAGAAGGAAAAGAUACUGCAAAUAAAGAAAGAAAAGAUGCUGCAAAUAAAGAAGGAAGAGAUACUGCUAAUAAAGAAAGAGAAAAGAGACGUCAUACACUGGAUCAAAAGAGCCAUACUUUUUUAUUUAUUAAAAGUAUUUUAGAUCCAGGUGGAAGACGUGAGCAGAAGAAAUCAGUUCCAGCUGCAGAUAACACAAAAGUUUCUUCAGAAGACACCCGUGGUAAUAGCUAUGCAACAGUGGGGAGUUCUAAAGAAGAUGUCCCUCAUUCUGAUAGGCCUAGAAACUGGAGUGACACUGGUAAAUCUGGUUUAAUUACAAUAAAAAAUGAAACGAGCUUACAAGAAAGCAACUCAUCUAUGGAACUAAAUAGACGUGUUCUUUAUUCUGAGACAAAUCAUAGUACCACAGAUUUGCCUAGAAAUUUAAAUAGAGCUGAUAGGUCUGAUGUAAUAGCUACAAAAAAUGAACCUAAUUUAUUAGAAAACUGCUCAUCUAAUGAAAUAAAGAGGCAUGAUGGUUUUCAUAAGCAAGUCACUGAGAGAGGUGAACAAACUAAAACUGUUCAUGGGAAUGAAUUCAAUAGAAAAAGUUUUAAGGAUAAAUAUUCAAUGGAACAAAAAGUAAAAAACGUGUGCCUAGGCCGAUCUAAAAGUUUUGUGGAUGAAAAAGAAAAUAGUCAUUAUAGAACUCCAGAUUUCAACAGAUCAAAUAGUUCUAACCAAAAAAAUCCAUCUUACAGUCAUUCCUCCUCUGUAAGGUCAACUGAAAAUAAAUUAGUUAAAAAUUAUCAUUGUAGUGAUGCUUCUAAAUUGAAUGACUUUCAUUCUAAACGUAUGCACAAAAAUAACCCAAAGAGAGAUAGUUCUGAACAAUUUAAAAAUUCACAAGAUUGUCAGUCUGUCCAAAAAAACACUGAGAGAUUUAAGGAAUUUAAUGCUAGGAAUCGAAAUUUCUUUAGAUCUAAGAGUGAAGGACCAGAUUUUUCGACAAAGGAAUCUGCUUUUCAAGAAUGUCUAAGUGUAAGUAAAAAUUCUGGAAAUGUCUCUGCUCCUAGAAAAUCUUGUCAUCAUAAUGAAGAACCUGAUGAAUCCAUAUUAUUUUCAUCUGUAAACAGUGAAUCAAACUCUGAAAUUAAUAAUGAGUUUAAAUUCAAAAAUUGUCAUUCAAAAAGUGUGAGCUAUAAUAUGUCGAGAAGUAAGGCUGAUGAAACAUUUGAUUAUAAUUUUAGAAUUAAACCUGAUGGUCUUAAAACUCCAAAAAGAAAUAUAAAAAAGGAAAACAAUAAAAUUGUUGUUUCUGUUUCAACUAACAGUCCUUUCAUUAGUGAAGAGGUCAAGGUUAGUGAUGAAGGUGAUUUUUCUAAUUACCUUAAAGAAAAAGAUACGUCUACUGCUAAUGUGCUUGAAAAUUCAGAUAAACCCCAGGAAAUAGAUUUUAAUGACUGUCCAGAAGAUAUAUCACAAUCAAAAGAUGAGUUUUUUCAGCCUGAUAAUUCUUUUAGCAUUCCACCACCACAUCCUCGGAAUAAUGGGGACAAUUGUUGUUCUCCAGGGCAAACUAGUGGCUACAUUUCAAUUGGCGAAUUAGAAACACUUGAAGGUGAAGUUCAUUGUAGCCCUGAAAGAAUAAAUGAAAUCACUUCGUAUUUAAAAGAAAUUCAAGCGGAACAAUCUAAAUCAUUUGAAAUGGCAGGACAAGUGCUUAAGGAUAUUAAUAAAGUUGUAAGAUAUCAUUUUCGAGGGGAUAAUGUCAUUAUUUAUGGCUCUUAUUUAAGCAAUCUUGCAACAAUAUCAUCCAACAUCAAUUUGGCAAUCCAAACUAACCAACCUCCUAAAAAUACCUACCUUGCGGAACUGAGAAAAUUUAUGCACCAAAAAAUGGAAGACACAAGAUAUGAGGACAGCCAAUAUUAUGUUGAUCCUUUUGAACCUGAUCCUAAUCCUAAAAAAUCUAAAAUUUAUUUUUCGGAUUCUGAAUUUGGAAUACAAUGUGAACUAGUAUAUGAACGGAGUAAAGUUAGAAACUAUAGAGAACUGAAUUUUGUACUGAGAAAUUUGUGUUUGCUUGAUAAAAGAGUCAAGACUAUCAUAAUUGCUGCCCGUGUUUUUGCUGAAGAGAGUGCUUUGCAUGAUGCAAAAUAUGGAAGAUUACAUGUUGUGUGCUUUGCUCUUAUGGUAGUAUAUUUUCUGCAACAGCUAGAACCUCCAGUGCUACCUAUUGUUGAUAUAACCUGUAAAAAUAUGGAAAUAAAACAUAAGAAUUCAGCUAGCCUUGGUGAACUUUGGUUAGAAUUUCUCAAAUUUUACAGUCAAACAUUUGACUGGGAAAAAGAUGUUAUAUGCAUCACAUCAGCAUCAAAAGUUACCAAAAAAGAAAAAAACUGGAGGAAUCAUCUUAUUGCUAUCGAAGAUCCAUUUACUGGGAAGAACAUUGCUGAGUCGGUUCAAUCAUCUGAAGUUGCUGAACAUGUGCAAUAUUGUUUUAAGAAUUUUUAUGAGAAUUCUUUGGCACCUGCAAGUGAUGCUGAUUCAGACUCUUCAGAAAAUGAAACUGAAAUGAAAGCAUUGUCAACCAAAUAUUCUUUUGAUUUGUGCAAGCAGCUAAAGAUACGGCUUGAAGUGGAUAACCUACCAUCAUGUGCAGAUUGCAUUGAGCUUGGAGGUCCUUGUGGUGCUUGCUAUAAAUUAAUUCCAGUGAUUGACAAAAUACCAGAAAUAGAUCAAAACUCUUUAAAAUAUGUCAGAAGCGUUCUGGACGAUGUGGUUGGAAAAAAUGUAUUAUCCGAAGGAAACAUUAAAGGUAGAAAAGCUUUUGUUAGUGUUCUUGAGAAAUUUAUCCAAAAGAAAUUUAAAUUAGCAAAUUUGUCACUUUAUGGUUCUUCGGUGAAUGGUUUUGGCUUCACAAGCAGUGACUUGGACAUAUGUAUGUCAUUUAGAGAAGAAAUGCGUAUAAAGCCUGCACAAAUAUUGAGAGGUGUGGCUAAUUUUUUGAGAAGAGACAAUACAUAUGAAAAUGUGAUUGGGAUUUAUUUUGCUAAAAUUCCUCUCAUAAAAUUUUCUUCCAUUGCAAGUUUAGGCUGGAAAUGUGAGAUUAGCUUAUCAAAUGCUCUGGCUGUACACAAUUCCAGACUUCUAAAUACUUAUGCAGAAUUUGAUAAACGUUGCAAAAUACUUGGCUGUGCGUUAAAGCUUCUUGCUAAGAAAUCUGGAAUUGCAGAUUGUGUGACAAAAACAUUGUCAUCCUACUCUUAUAUAAUCAUGACUAUUCAUUAUCUUCAGCAAAUAAAUCCUCCAGUUUUGCCUGUUUUUCCAAUUCUUCAUAAAGAGGAAUUUGAAGAUAAUGUUAUUUUGCCAGAGAAGGUGAUAAAACAUAAUCAUUGGUUGAGUGAAAAUAUUUUUGAACUGCGAGAGAGAUAUGAAUAUGCCUGCCAUAACGAAACUGAUAUUGCUGAACUGUGGUUGGGUCUUUUGGAUUUUUAUCUGCAGUAUGAUCUGAGUAACGCAAUUACAAUAAUCCAAAAGGAACCUUUAUCUGCUUCUACACUUGAACGAUAUGCUCGAUUGUUUAAUAUCCAAGAUCCCUUUCUUCAUGACAAGAACUUGGGAGGGGCUGUCUCAAAUGAAAAGGCACAUGAAAUAAUGAGAAUUUUCCAUGGAGCAAGAGUACUAUUUGGUAAAGAAAAGCCAAAAUCUGUCACUAACUUGAAGAGCCAUUACUUUUCUACAAUGAACCUCACUGGUAAAUACAUCAAAGAUUUAGAUUGUUCAUUAUGUGGAGCUUAUGGACAUGAUAUAAGUAAAUGUAAAAAGUCAAAUCAACAACAAUCACGUGGAAAAUUUUAUUUCAGUCAUAGAAAUAAAGUGUAAAUUAUAUAAAUGAUAUGAACUGUAACUAAUGGCAAAAAGUUUCAUUUAUUUCUUUUUUUUUUUUUCAAAUGAAGCCUUUUAUGUAAAAACUGUACAUAUGUUUAAAAAUUUAAUAGCAUGUUAUCGAAUUUUAUUAUACAUUUCUUUUUGUAUGCUUAUUUUUUAAUCACAUUUCUAAGUAAAAUAUCUUUUGUAUAUAAACAUAGUUGAAUUACUUUUAGAAAAACUAGUCAAAAAUUUUAUAAUUUGAUAUAAUUUAUUUUUAAAUUUAGCUUUCUUAACAUAAAUCCAACAUUUAUGUUUUUCUCGCUUCAAUUUUUUAAUUGUAUGUCGACCAAUGAUAUCUAUCUUUAACUUCUAUAUACUGUUGAAGUAACACUGAUUGUAUAGUAAAUAUCACCUUAAAAUUGAUACAAAACAGUUUCAGGUCUUAACUGUUAAACAUUUCUUCUUCAAGUUUCAAGACAUUACCUAUUUCUUUGUUCAUAUUUGUUUCUGUUCUGAAAGUUGUUUGUAAAAAAAUGUACUUUAUGAUUCAUGAGUAACUUUAAUAUUAAAUAUUUAUAAAAUUGUGAAAAUGACAGAAAAGACUAUGUUUCUUUUCAAAUUUUGAACUUCUGAAAUUCACAAUUCUAGAUAAUUUGUGAUAUUUUAUUAUUGUUAUGAAAAAAUUGUGUUAAUCUCAAAUUUUUUUUAGAAAUUAAAAUUUUAAAGUAAUGUAAUUUUGUUACCUCUAUUUUUCUAGUGUUAAUAUAUUCAACGUAAAAAAUUCUUCCAUUAAAAUAUAAUAUCAAGUUAUAUAAUAUAUUUACAGGUAAUAUUAUUUGAUUUCUAAUAUAAUUGUUUUUUAACUCUUUUAGAUAUAUUUUUAUUUUUGAAAUUUAAAAAAAAAUGCAUAAAAAGAAAGUAUUUUGGUUAAUGCAUAAAUCAAUUUAAGUAAUCAAUUUAGGUGAUUUUUUAACACUAUAAUUCAGUGAAACAUCAAAAUGCAACAAUUAUUGAAUAAAUAAAUACUUGAGAGAAAAAACAGUUUAAUGUAUAGAGAAGUGAUCAUACCUGAAAAGAGUUUGCAAUUGACCAUCAAGUAGCUAUUGCUAAAACAUGAGUAAACUAUUCUGCUACUUUUAUUUGCUAAGAUAGAUUAUUAUUGGUUCCUCUGCUUCUGAUAUUUCACCACCUUUUUACAAAACAUUUUAAUGACAUUUCUGUUUAUAACUUGAUUAGAUUGCAUUUUUUACAAGAUUUAAAACUUUUAUUUCAUUAACAAAAAUUAUUUAAAUUUGGCUCUCUGCAUAUGUUUUGAAAUCUUUUUUAAAUAUUAUGAGCAUAAUAGUAAAAGCUUAUUCAUAUUUUUCACGCCAAUGAGUUAAUGUAAUAUAAUGUGUGAUGAAUAUUUCAAAUAUGUGAAUCCUUUAAUUCAAUAUUUAUUUUCUUUAUUAUUUAUACUUACCAAUUUUCUGUUUUUUUUAAUUGUGUAUCUAAAAAUAGAUAUUUUAAAAUACUUCUUUAAUUGCACUCACAUCUAAAGAUUUAUUCAAUAUCUGUUAAUAACAAUGUAUUUAAACAUAAGACUUUUGUAUAAACAUUUAUAAAUACAAUACUUACACAUUUUUACUUUUUUGUUUAUGUGAAUAUUGUUUUCUUAAAGUUUGAAAAUAAUUAUGGUUGUUAAAUGUCAAAAUUUAAACAAUUACUAAAAAUGAAAUUUCAAAAUUACAUGAAAUCUUAAAAUGUAUAUAUUAUAAACAAUAUAUUUAAUUUGCUCCCAAAAUUCUUAAAAUAAUUAUAGUGAAAAUUUAUUUUUUAAUUAUAUUGAUUAACUAUAAAUUUUGUACGAUAUUGAGUUCUUAUUUUAUAAAUUAAAUGUAUUAGCAUGUAUACAUGCAUUUAUUAAAAUUUACCAUACAUUGACUUAAUAUUACUCUUUAUUGUGUAUCUACUCUAAUUUAGUAUAGGACGACUUAAUUAAAAGUAUUUGAAUUUUUUUAUUUAUUUUAAAAUAAGAUAAGCUUCAUUUAACAAAUUUAUUUUUAAGCACUUUGUAAAACAUGAUUAUUAAAAUACAAUUAUAUUAAUAAUAGUUGUGUUUUUAUUGCUACAAUUCUUUAGCAACACCUUUUUCUUGUUUAAUUUUUAUCAGCCUAUUUAUACAUUGAGUUUUUAUUGUCCACAAGCAGCAAAAACAAUAUAAUUUAAACUCAGUACUUUACAAUAACUCAUUGGAUUAACCAAUGAGCCAUAGCCGCUCUUAGCCAUUACUGCAAAAGUUAUGCCAAUUUGACAUUUUAAACUCUAACAAUGAUCCUACUGAAAUAAUAAAAAUAAAUCUGUAUGUCUUAAUUAAUGGGGAGAAGGGAGUUGUAUUUAUACUGCUAUGAAAAAUAUUGACCCAAAUUCGAUCAUCCUGUUGCCAGAUUUUCAAAUUUUUGCAGCAGUUUUUUUAAUUUUUAAAAGAACAAGUAUAUUCAAUGCUCUUUUUCAUGCAAAAUUUCAGUUUUUUUUUUCUCCAAUACUUUUUUUAAUGCUUCCUGUUUGAGUUUUGCCCUCUCUGAUAUUUCCGUCCAAUUUAAUUCAUUUGCAUGCUCAGUGGAUCUCAUUAUAGGCUAUUUUUUCCUUGUUUUGAGACUUCUUUUUAUCAAUUUUGCCAAAUAAAUACAUAAUCUAGUAUUUUUCCUUUAAGAUAACUGUUUACUUGCUGAUUUUAUUGUUAGAAAAUGAAAAUCAAUUCCGUCAAACGAAUUUUUAUCGCAAUUUUUUAUUUUGGUUAUAGUAUAAAAAUAAAUACUGUUUGUAAUUUUCAAUUAUGCAUUUUAAUAUUCAUUAAAAGUUCGACUAAAUAUUAUAAUUUUAAAUUGUACAAAAUAUUAAAUGUUUUUUAUUGUAUUAAACUUUUUUCUUACUUAACAUUCACUGUAAAUGUAGACAGACAAUAAAAAUAAACCAUAUAAAAUAAACAAAUCUAAAUAU